AUGAAUAAGGUGUGGAUGGGCACAGACAUUUCUCGGAGGCAGCGCCACCAAGUCGACACUACACAUUCCGAGGAGAUUAAGGAAUACAGUGGGCACACUUUACCACUGACUUUUGUGGGAAACCUGACUUUCGGUGGUCAUUCUGCGAAUUUGUUACUGGAGAAUAUGCUAACUGGAACAAAGAAGAGAAAUAGCGGCGGUGCCACGUCGGACGAAGACGAUUUGCUAGGAUACUUGGAUGUUGCAUUUGAACGCGAACAGCAUUCUUCGUGGGACCUUUACCCACUGGACCACCAAUUAGCAGCCAAUAAGUAG
Messenger RNA from Phytophthora nicotianae INRA-310, 315 nucleotides. RefSeq lists its product as hypothetical. The record is from RefSeq and is a predicted model, not a curated record. NCBI's taxonomy places the organism in Eukaryota, Oomycota, Peronosporomycetes, Peronosporales, Peronosporaceae. Bases 1 to 315 code for a protein of 104 amino acids. The transcript is spliced from 3 exons.